CCCUUGCUAACAUGUUACGUUGGUAACUUUGUCAUUGAUUCCUUGGAUUAAAUAUUGUCCAAAGACCGCUACUGUAGUAAGUGAAAUGUGGGAAAUUGCUUAUCCGUGAAUGUUGUAAGGGGUAUGGAAGCAUGAAAAGCAAUAUGUGGACGUAUUUUGCUUCGUAAUGUGUUUACCCACGUUUAUUUGUGGUGAGACCGAACAGUGGCCUGUGAAUAAGGGGAGGUUCCGAACAAAUGUCCGUUAACCUAACCUAAAGUAUAAUUGUAUAACCAUCAAAGGAGUCAUGGCUAGUAAACAAUCUGGCGUACGACGAGUGAUACCCAAGGUUGAUAUUGAUGUUCACCUAAGACAUUGUAUUGAACACUGUGACUCAUCAAGUGAAGAAGAUAUCAGUGAUGAUUCGUGUUACACUGACUCCGAUUGUGACUAUGAUGACGAAGAUGAUGAUUUCCUCAAAGCCUGUUGUAUACUUGAUGAUAGGCUUCUGUUGUAUUUUCAGCAACUGUACACUAACAACUCUGAAAGAAAAGCUAUGGCAGCAAAAAAUGCAGAUGAACUUGUAGCUGAAGAAGAAAGGGAGAAACGGAAGGCAGAAAAAAGAAAGGCCAAGAAGAAGCGUAGGAAAGAGAAAAAAAAGGGAGAGAAAGAGCGUUGUUCCAGCAGCAGAAGUGAACACUCUUCAGAUAUGCAAGAAGGAUCUGAGAGAAGAAAUGCAAAAAGUUCUGUUCCUGCACCCGACACGCCGUCAUUUUCAUCGACAGAAGAUGCUGAAGAUGGUGAAGAAUUUUUAGAUGUGUCGGCUGAUCAAGUGGUUGCUGAAAGUGAACGACUUGCUGUAAUUGGAUAUAAACUAGCUAGUAAAGAGCAGUAUGAACAAGCUGUUGAGUUCUUUACUAAAGCCAUUCGAUUGGUUCAUGACGAUCAUCGUUUCUUCAGCAAUAGAAGCUUUUGUCAUUGUCAGCUUGGAAAUUACACUAAAGCUCUAAAAGAUGCUGAUAAAGCCAUAAACCUGGCCCCAAACAAUCCUAAAGGGUAUUAUAGACGAGGAGAAGCACUUAAGGGCCUUAAUCAAUUCAAAGAGGCUCAAGAGGCAUUUGAACGUGUUGUUGAACUGGAUGAGGAGUGUGAAGAUGCUGUGCAUGAAUUGAAAUUUGUCAAACUGCAACAACUUCUAGAAAUGGGUUACCCUGAGAAGCAGGCUUCAGCUGCACUCCAACAGUAUCAUUCUGUGCAGGCUGCUAUAAAUGUAUUGUCAAUUAAUCCAAUCUCGGAGAACUAUGUUAAUAACUCUGGAAGGGAAGUCGAUACCGAGAUCUUCUUCUCAGAUGAAGAAGAAAGUGUUGCAAGUGUUUCUUCAUUGCAGCAGAAUCAGGACACAGGUGGUCCACAGAAUCUCCCAGUUAUAAAAGCAAACAAGAUGGACCCAUCAAAUCCAGAAGGUCAUUUGUCCUUGUGGGUGGGAAAUGUGUCACAAGAAGUAACUGAGAAGCAACUAAUAGAAAUGUUUUCCAAAUUUGGAGUAGUAUUAAGUGUUAGACUGCUGCCUGAAAAAUAUUGUGCCUUCAUUAAUUUCCGAGAUAAGUCUUCUCCUGGUCCUGCAAUGAAGAGUCUCCAGAAUAGAGAAUUGGGAGGAGAGAGAUUGCUAAUUCGGUAUCCCAAUAAUCCAGUGCCUGAAGCUCAUCAACAGAUAGUUGUGAAGAAAGUCGUUAAGACUCCAGUUGCUGGGUAA
Messenger RNA from Gryllus bimaculatus (two-spotted cricket), 1732 nucleotides. The record is from the annotation of a GenBank genome assembly. NCBI's taxonomy places the organism in Eukaryota, Metazoa, Arthropoda, Insecta, Orthoptera, Gryllidae.